Molecule: messenger RNA, 3220 nt
Organism: Chinchilla lanigera (long-tailed chinchilla)
Lineage: Eukaryota; Metazoa; Chordata; Mammalia; Rodentia; Chinchillidae
Gene: Sh2d1b
Product: SH2 domain containing 1B
Exons: 4
Coding region: 133-507 (124 amino acids)
Source: RefSeq, a predicted model, not a curated record
GAGUCCCACAGAGCAAGCGAAUCUCAUUCCUACACCACUGGAAGAAGAGGCCCUUCAAACCAGCUGCCUUUACUGUCUUCUUCAGACCUGGUCUCCAAGCUAAUCCAGAAGCUCUAACAGGGAGGAUUCUCCAUGGAUCUGCCUUACUAUCAUGGUGCUCUGACGAAGCAAGAGUGUGAAAUUUUGCUGCUCAAGGAAGGAGUGAAUGGCAACUUUCUGAUAAGAGACAGCGAGUCAAUACCGGGAGUCUUGUGCCUCUGCGUCUCGUUUAACAAUUGUGUCUACACGUACCGAAUCUUCAGAGAAAAAUAUGGGUAUUUCAAGAUACAGAAUGCAGACAGUGCUCGAAAACUGAUCUUUCCAACCCUGGAGGAACUGGUCUCCAAAUUUGAAAAACCAGGUCAAGGACUGGUGGUCCACCUUUCAAAGCCAAUAAAGAGAAGAUCACAACUAGCCACGGAUAAUGUUUAUGAGAAUAGUGACGAUUAUGUGGAUGUCUUGCCUUGAUGAUAAGGAGACUGGACAAAGCCAGUGACAGAAGAAACGGGGCCCCCCUCUCACUGGUGAUACAGUUCUCCUGCAAGUGCAAGUCUGGCAUGCCAAACCAUAGUGGACAAUUGAGACUCUCCUGGUUUGAUUCACUGAAGAUCUUCUGUCUCCCGGCCACAUCCCCACCUCCCAGGCACUCAGCACAAGUUCCAGAGCCCUUCUGCACUUCUUCCUCUUCUUUCUUGGAGUGAGACAGCUUGAACCUGUGUCUCUGGCUGCUUAAAGGUACCACCGUUACAUCAUGGUCAGCACCCUCUUUCCAACAGGUAGAGGGGCCGUUUCAGACAGAGGAAAGAGCACUUAGCAAUGAGUUCAGAGCCCUAAGUUCCAGCCCAGAGGCUCGGUGACUUUGAACAAAUCUCUCCCUUUAUCUAGGGCUCAGUGUCUUCAUCUAUAAAGCAAGUGAUUGGGUGGAGUGAUACACACUGCUCUACUCUCUCUGUUGAGCCCUGUUGUGUUAGGUAGAGUUGGGGAAUGGAGGAGCAAUAGAAAUGUGUGUGAGUCAGUAAGGGACCAAGGCCUUGGCCUCCCAAUGCACUGUCUGCAGCUCCCUAUAGUGGUCUUGGUCAUGGUGAGGGCCUUGAUCCACCCAUCACCUUCUGCCUUAAGCCUGGAGUGUUCUCCUUUUGUCUUUUUCUCUUCUCUCUCAUUUCGAUCUUCCUGCUCCUACCCUGGAUAUACUUUUUCCUUCAUUUUUCUUACUAGAAUUUAUGUGUGCCAAUCACUUCUGCAGCAUGGAUGUGGCUCUGUACACUGUGGGUAUUUUAAAGACAUCCUCCUAAGUAUGAUUCCAAUUCCCACCUAGGUCCUAAGUGCCAUUCAAGCAUGGCUGAGUGGCCCUGGUGUCCUCCACUGUGUAGAAAUAUUUGCUACACAGAGCAAUGGCCCCCUUCAUAGAUAUUAUUUGGCUAGGAAUGCAUUCCUGAAGGGUUAGUCAAAUUAGCUUUAGGGCCUAGUGAAUUUAUCUGGUAGUUCAAAAUGUGAAUUAAGAUCUGGCUAGUUGGUAAAAAAAUUAUAUGUCCUUGCUCUUACUUAUCUUCAAACUGUUGUGGUUCAUUUCACACCCCUGGUCUUACUUUCAAAGUUGUUAAGGAGAAGGACUCUAGAUUUCCAGAUAACCUAAAAGGACACUGCGGCUGGACCACUGUGAAUUCUUGGGUCACAGCAUCCCAUGACUACCACCAAGUAGAGAAGAAGUGAAAUUCGGUCCUAUUCAGUGACCUGAGGAAGGAGGCAUCAAAGUGAGCUCCCAUCCCCGGCAACCAGAUGCAACGCUGAGAUGAGCAACCUCACACACGUCUGCUUAUGGAGCUGAGAGACUCUCUUGAAUGUAUGGGUGGGCCAUAAAGUCUGCUCAUAUUUAAUUAUGAUGUCAUCAAAACCAUCAAAUAUUUUUUGCCUUACACUUUGUGUUUUUUCUGGUUCUGGCUGAAUAAAGAAGUCUUUCCCCACUCUGCGAUCCUGAGAAAAUUAUCUUACAUUUUCUUGUGCUGACUUUAUGUUACCCUCUUGAGGAUGUUAAUGGUUGUAAGGCUUCUCUCUUUUUUCACUGGCAUAUCCCCAGUGUCCAGAGAAAUCCUUCAUACAUCUAGCUGUUCAGUAGAUGUCUGUUUUAUAAAUUGGGAAAUCAGAGUCAAAUUUUGUGUUAAUAAGAGGUAAGAAUCUAACUAUGUAUUUUUCCAAAUCUCUUGAGCUCGUUUUCAUUCUGCUUAAUAAUUCACUCCCCUUCCCUCCUGAAUUGUGGUUUCUCCUCUGUACAGUAUUAUAUCACAAGCAUCCUCCUUCCCUGGCUUUGGGAUAUCUUACUGUUUUGUCUUUAUAACUUAAUGUCUAGUAGGUAGAAUAUGUGCCCUCUUCUUUUUCCAAACUGACAGUAAUUAUUGGACAUUGAUUCCUCCAUGUACAUUUUAGAAUAAAUAUGUUAAAUCACUCAAAAUCUUUUGCUGGAGUUUUGGGUGAAUUUGGCAUUAAUGUGUACAGUAACUAGAAGAGAACUGGCAUUCUGUAAAUAUGCUACAUCCUCUUAUUCGGGUCAUUGUUUUUACUCUUAAUGGAAUUAUAAAUUUUCACCAUAAAAGUGCUGUAUAGUCUGUUAGAGUAAUUUCAAAUUUUUUUGGCUCUUAUAAAUUAUGUCCUAUGUUGUGUUACAUUUCUUAUAGUCUAUGGUGGAGACAAAAUACUUACUCUCACAUUAGAUCUACUGGUUUACCUGUUGAUCCUACUGUGUUUUCUAUUUCAAUGAUUCAUCAACUAUAAGUAAGAGUAUUUUGUUCUCUUUCAAUACUUACUCUUCUUAUUUAUUUUUAAUGCUUACUUCAUUGUCGUAGGCCUCCAGUACACACUGGAGAGCAGUCAUGAUAGUGAGCAUUGUUUGUGUUGUUUCCAGUUUUAUAGGGAAUGUUUAGAAACCUUCUCCAUUGAAGCAUGAUAAGUAUAUUUGUUGUAGGUGUUAAAAAGGCUCUGAAAGAGCCUUUACUGUGGUUCUUAGAAUUUUCGUCCCAGCAGUUUUAAAAGUUAUUGUGAUUUCUUGUAUCUAUUGAGACAGUCAUUUUUUUUAUCUUCACUGCAUUAUAGAGUUCAGUUACUAAUACUAUUGAUGCCAUUGCAUCUUUGUAUUGCUUCACUUGAUAAUGUUCUAUUACUAUGUUUAAUAAACUGUUGGAUUUAGUAA